AUGGAUUAUAUGCAGGAAGAGCCAUACCCCAGCCACAGAUUUGUAUCACAUGACCCCUACUUCAGUGGUGGAGGUGGAAGUGCUGGUGGCUACGAUGCAAACUAUGCCAAUAACACAUCCUUUGAUCAACAUUCUGUACACAGUGACAGGCACAGACUAGUGGCAAGCUACUCUGACAUGCCCAACGGUGGUCACCCUUAUGGAAGCAGCAAUAUCUACCCUGUCAGCAACCAGCAGCAGAUACGGGCCUCACCGCAGCCACCUAGGUCUCUGUCUCCCCCAGAUUACUCCCCGCCAGGUGUCAUUGGUGUGGCUGGGGACAGUAAUCAUUAUGAGCGAGAGUCACCCUAUCACAAUCUGCCCCCAUAUCAAGAGUCGGUUGGUGGUGGUGGUGGCCAGUAUUAUGACGACAGGGAUGAGUUUGUGCCUGGGGACCCUCGCUCAGAUGAUUUCCUGCCACCUCAACCAACUCAUCCUUACGCUGAUGGAGAUUUGCAUGCAGGCUAUGGGCAAAGGGAGGGUUCUUAUGCCGGCAGCCACAGUAGUUUCCAGCCAAGUCCUCAUACAGACGCACAUCACAGUGGCAACUACACAGAGUCUUAUGUAAACCCCCGUUUCCAUGACAACCCACCUAGAUACAACGGAGGAGUUCAUUACCCGGAAGAUACUUACAACCAGAGCCUGGGUCCGCCAGAUGAUUACAUGGAGUACCCCGACGACCACCCCCAGUACUCCCACCAGUCAGACGUGGAGAACAGAGAUCAGUGGGAGCAACAGGAGGACCCUUACAACGACUCAUUCCAACCCAGUCCUGCACAUCUGCAGCACCCACAUAGCUCAUUCCAUGAUCUGGCUCAGGAGCCCUACCAGGGACCACCAUCACCAGACAGGUACUCGGAUGUUGCUAGGGAACGACACAGCUUUGACCAGCCAGGCAAUGCCAGCUAUUCUAGGGAUAGUUUCCACAACAGGCCACCUUCCCGUAUCAAUGACUCUUUCCAGAGGGAUCCGAACCUCACAGAUGAUUAUAUGGUCAAUGUUCAGCGACACUACGAUGGGCUACCUCCUGUCAGAGCUGACCCGUUUGCUGACGAUCCAUUCAGAGAACAACAUAGCCGUGAUUCUGAGCACAUGAGGCACAGUGAUGAUCCAUACUUUCGUGAACCUUCCCCUUCUGGAGGUGCAGAUGUUGUUGCUUAUGAUGAACGAGACAUGCUGGAUGGCUACAGCCAGGAUCCCCGCAGAUACCUCUAUGAUGCAGACUAUCCAGCAGCGGACAGAAGCCUCCCAUACGCACAGGAUGACUCAUAUUUGCCAGACGAUGAGGCUGCUCAUAAAUUGGAGCAGCUGACACUAGGUGCACCCACAUCUGAUGACAGGCGGACUCCUUCGGUGGAUAGCAGAGGCUAUUCCUCACAUGUGAGGUUCCCAGAUCUGCAAGAGGUGAUUGACUUCUUGUCCUCUCCCGAUGACAGCAUCAAAGCCAGCGCUGCAGCUCACCUACAACAUAUCACCUACAUGGAUGAUGCCAUCAAGGCCAAGACCAGGAGUCUAGGAGGCAUCCCGCCAUUGAUUCGCCUCUUGAGUCAUGACCUAGUGGAUGUACACAAGAACGCCUGCGGUGCCUUGCAGAACCUCUCUUAUGGCAAGAACAAUAAUGAGAACAAGAGAACAAUAAAAAAUGAGAAUGGCAUUCCAGAACUGAUCCGGUUGUUGAGGAAGACAGACCAAGAGGAUGUGAAAGAGUCUGUGACUGGCGUGCUUUGGAACCUGUCCUCAUGUGAGGACCUGAAACUGUCUGUCAUUGAAGACGGUCUCACAGUAUUGGUCAACAAUGUCAUCUUAAAGUAUUCUGGCUGGAGUGCACUAGGCAGUUCCUCGUCUCAGUUGCCAUGGACAACUGUCUGUCGUAACACAACUGGCAUACUUCGAAACGUCAGCUCUGCAGGUUUUGAUGCCCGGAAGAGAUUGCGAGAGUGCAAAGGUUUGGUAAAUGCUCUGAUAUACAUCUUGAAACUGGCAGCCGAAGACACAACUAGCAACCACAUUGACAACAAAGUGGUAGAAAACACAGUGUGUGUCCUCCGCAACUUGUCCUACCGCAUCCAGGAGGUGGUCGACCCAGAUUUCUACAAGAAACGCAGCCUGCCUAGGCAACAUGGGCAGACAACUAAGGGGAAGACAAGCAAAACUAGUGAAAGUAGUGCUGGAUGUUUCGGCAACAAGUCCAGUAAGGCCAAGACAAUGCAGACUAGCAAAUCUGGAAGUCAGCCCAACAGUGCCCCACUACAACUGCCCCCAACCUCAACAGAGUACCGCUCGCUGUGGGGCGGAGAGAUACACAUGUUGUACUCCACUGUGUUGAGACGCUGCACAAAUCCCAUCACAAUGGAGGCAGCUGCAGGGGCCAUCCAGAAUUUGACAGCAUGUGAUUGGCAGCCUGCAGUUGAUAGCCGAGCCAUGGUGAGGAAAGAAAAAGGUCUGCCCCUCCUUGUAGACUUGCUGUCGGCCGAGAGUGAUAGAGUGGUAUGUGCUACAGCCACUGCCUUGAGGAAUCUUGCCAUUGAUGAGAAAAACAAGGAGCUUGUAGGAAAAUAUGCAAUCAGACAGCUAGUGAGCCGCCUUCCCCGUGAUGAGCGUAACAGCCUUCCUGAUGACACCAUUUGUGCUGUGGUUGCUACUUUGUACGAGGUUGUCAAGGAUAACCAGGACUUUGCCUUAGCUCUGGUUCAAGAGGAUGGUAUUCCAAGACUGAUGCACAUAAACAGGUCACAGGGAAGAUAUCUGGCUCGCACACUCAAGUUUACUUUAACAUUGCUGAAAACACUGUGGGGCUACAAGUCUUUACAUGCAGAAUAUGCCAAACUCAACUGUGGCCAGGCAGAUUUCACCAGUUCUAAAGCCACACCAAG
Messenger RNA from Candidula unifasciata, 2912 nucleotides. Lineage: Eukaryota; Metazoa; Mollusca; Gastropoda; Stylommatophora; Geomitridae. The record is from the annotation of a GenBank genome assembly.